CCAUGUUCGAAAAUUGAUAUUAUGUCACAAUGUAAUCUCUUGUCUCCUCAUUCUCUAGUUUUCAUAUGCCGCACUGCUUUCGGCAACCAGCUUAAAUAAAAAGAAGCAUUUUAGCCAACGCAAUUUGAUCUUGUAAUGGCCACUAUGGCAGCAGAGCCAACGCCAUCGACCGAGCCAACGGCCUUUCAAAAGACCAGCCAAGACGCAGCAACAGCGCCGUCACGCACAAUACUUGUCGACAGCGAAAAAGGGGAGGAGGGCAUCUUGAAUGCCCAUGAACACAAGGAAUCGGAAGCCGACUACGCGACGGGGUUGAAGCUCAUUGUGCUCAUGACAUCGCUCCUCCUGUGCCAGUUCCUAGUUGCACUGGACAUGAGUAUCAUCGCAACUGCCAUCCCCAAGAUCACGGCCGAUUUUCACAGUCUGGACCAGGUGGGCUGGUACGGCUCGGGCUUCCUGCUUACGCUUGCCGCUUUCGUUGCGCUAUGGGGCAAGGCUUUCAAGCACGCGAACAUCAAGAGGGUUUUCUUGUCUGCCGUCCUCGUCUUCGAGCUGGGGAGCUUGAUAUGUGGCGUCUCCCAGAAUAGCACGACGCUGAUUGUGGGCCGUGCGAUUCAGGGAUUCGGAGGAGCCGGUAUGACUAGCGGGGUCUACCUCAUCGUCUCAGUUUCCGUCGUGCAGCAGCUAGUCCCCGCCCUGCUUGGCCUCCUUAGCGGUAUUUUCAGUGUUGCCAGCAUUGUCGGACCGCUUCUUGGUGGUGUCUUUACGGAUCGGCUGUCAUGGCGAUGGUGCUUCUACAUUAACCUCAUUGUCGGCGCCCCAUCUAUUCUCUUCCUCUUGUUCUUCUACAAGCCUCCGGCCCACCAUAAGAUUGUACCUAUUGGAUGGAGGGAAUUUAUUCACACGCUGGACUUACCGGGUGUGGCGCUCGUUCUCGCUGCGCUGACUUACUUCAUCCUCGCGCUGGAGUAUGGCGGUGCUACUAGGCCGUGGAACUCAGGCACCGUCAUCGGCCUGCUCGCAGCCUUCGGGGUCCUAACUAUCCUGUUCAUCAUCCUCGAGUGGUACCAGGGUGACCGAGCACUGCUUGUCGGCCGCCUUAUGAAACGGAGAACUAUUGCGGCGUGCGCCAUCUUUGUUUCCAUGAUCAACUUCUCCUUCUUUCCCCUUGCAUAUAAUCUCCCAAUCUACUUCCAGGCUGUCAAUGGAGUUUCUCCGCUGGAAAGCGGCAUCCGUUUGCUCCCAACUAUUCUUCCCAUGACCCUGUUCAGUUUGGUAUCCGCUCCGGGUAUUGUCCUGGCCGGUUGGUAUCAACCGUGGCUGAUGUUUGGCGCCUCCCUCGCCGCCAUCGGUGCUGGCCUGAUCUACAUGUUAGACGUAUAUUCGACCAAUGCUCAGUGGAUCGGAUUUCAGAUCGUUGCAGGUCUUGGAACGGGUCUCUCCAUGCAACCUCCUGUCAUUAUCGCCAAUGCCAUCACCCCCAAGGAAGACAAUAGUAUGGCUAUGUCAGAUGUCUUGUUCUUCCAGUUUAUCGGCGGCACCUUCGGUAUCGGUAUCGCCCAGGCCAUCUUAAAUAAUGGUCUCAUCCGCAGCCUCCCGGAGCUCGCCCCUGGUGUGACUACAACGGACGUCCUGAGCGUUGGUGCGUAUGACCUGCAGAACAUCUUCUCGGGUGAGGACCUUCUCGGUGUGUUGAGGGCUUACAUGGCUGGCCUUCAUGAUGCGUGGAUCAUGAGCAUUGCCGGUGCCGCCGUCGCCGUUUUCUUGCCCUUACUCGGGGAUUACGUCAAGCUUCCCAAAACUCCCCCCAAAGGCUGGGAUGCCUAGGCGGACUAACAUUGGCGUAGGUGAAUACCCACUUUGACUCUUACUGUUUGGAGUAGAGUCCUCAUUACGGCUUUAAUGAAAGGGUGGGCUGGCCUCGAUCUAUAUAAGAGGCGCAUAAAUAAAGCAGUUGUGCAAUCAUAGUCCUGACGUUGUCAGUUAAUUGACCAAUUUAAUUGGGGGCGCUAUUUAUUCUUUCAACAGUAAAUCGAGCUGUUAUUAUCUCUUUUUUUGUCCACUUUCUUUAUAGUUUUGUUUUCUCCCGCGUCCAACGCCGCGCCACUGCCAGGUUGCUGUUUAAGAAC
Molecule: messenger RNA, 2129 nt
Organism: Truncatella angustata
Lineage: Eukaryota; Fungi; Ascomycota; Sordariomycetes; Amphisphaeriales; Sporocadaceae
Product: putative MFS transporter
Exons: 6
Coding region: 136-1827 (563 amino acids)
Biological process (GO): transmembrane transport
Molecular function (GO): transmembrane transporter activity
Source: RefSeq, a predicted model, not a curated record